Eurypyga helias (sunbittern) is the source of this 1441-nucleotide messenger RNA. It is a transcript of the gene TCTN3, whose product is annotated as tectonic family member 3. The transcript has 13 exons. The annotation marks the transcript as partial. NCBI's taxonomy places the organism in Eukaryota, Metazoa, Chordata, Aves, Eurypygiformes, Eurypygidae. Gene Ontology annotation, biological process: cilium assembly; smoothened signaling pathway. The record is from RefSeq and is a predicted model, not a curated record.
AUCUGGGAGCCAAGUGUGUGUGAGAGAAUCACUGAUGUUUCGAAGCAACACCCCGUACCCCACUGAUCGCAUUGCUGUCCUUGGCGGAGAAGCUCUGUUCUGCGUGCAGCCGGAGGACUCAAAGCUGAACUAUUUACAACAGCCACAGGAUAUCAAAGGAUCUGAUUUUGUGCUUUUCAUUCCUUAUUCUGUAAAAAGUUUCUGAUUACUUUUAGCACCGUCACAAGCCCAGCCGUCGUUCUCUGCCUUUUACCGGGCUGGUGAUCCAAUCCUAAUCUACUUCGAUUCAUCAUCUGUACUGAGCACGCUGAGACAGCCAGUAAAAAUGGGAGCCAGUGGACUUUGUGUUGAUGGAAAUCCUGCUGGCUUCCUGGACAGUAAAAGCACAAGCUGUACUCGGAUUUUUGCCAACCUGAGCAAGAGCUGCAUUACUGACCCUGCCCUGGAUGCUGCCUCCUACUACCGUGACUUCAGUGUGCUGAGGGCCCCAGUUAAUGACACUGUUGUGCAGUCCAUGAAGGUCCAGGUCACAGCGGUCGCCCCACCUGGAGCUCCCCACAUGAGAGACAACACAUGCAACAACGUUGUUUCAGAGGUGGUGUAUGAGAUCGAAUUCAGUGGCACACACGGGAUUCGGAGUGUUUCUGUCCGCUUCAAAGUGAGCAACAUUUCUGGGAGCUCAGGAUCCUCUCUGCAGCAGCACUUCACGUUGCACUUCUGGACCAGGACUCUUCCUCAUACGCUGCCUCGAAGUGGAAACCCUGGCUAUAUGACCGGAGCACCACUGCUGAUGGCAAACAGCGGUGCCGUGCAGCAUCUGAGCAUUUUACGGAGCGAAGGUGAUGGAACUUGCUCACAGUUCCUCAGACACACAGUACAAUUUGGAAGAAAUAUGAGGACAGGCUGCAGGCUCAGCCUAUCCCCAGUACUGGGCAGAAGUAACUGCAGCUACAUCCAGCAGAAGUUAUACAAGGCUCUUCAGGGGGUGAAGAGAGCAGAGGCCCUUGCUGCAACCGGCAGUGCUCGUUCAGACCAGGCAGAAGAGUGGAUGGACAUUCUGGUGCAGGACUGCAGUGGGCAGGCUGUGAACUGCACUUCCUGUUGCGUGGUUCCUGUGACGCUGGAGAUCCAGAUAGUUUGGACGAAGCUGGGCCUCCUCUCCAACCCACAAGCUCAGAUACUGGGUGCACGGUACUUCUAUCAGUGUCACCCCCUGAAGCUCCCGAGUGUGGGCCCCGUUCCUUUGACAACCGUCGUCACAUUCGCGGACAUGACAGUGUGGCCAGAACCGCCGCGAGGCCAGCCCCAGAGGCACUGGAAACUCCCAUUUGACAUCUUCUUCCCCUUCAAGGUGGCGCUGAAUUUGGACAGCAGUUACAGAGCUGAUCUGGCUGCCUGCUUGCUGUUGAUCCUACUCCUGUCUAGUAUUCUCUGCUUUUGA